CCCCCUUCCCCUUCCAGCGGUUUUUAUUUUUAUUUUUAUUUUUAAAAAAAAGGAAUUGCAAAUGAGUUUUGGUAUCCUUAAGCUCAAGGUGUCUUUGAACGAGGAAUAUCUAGUUUAUAUAUAUGAAAGGCAACUUUGGUGGCUCAUAAGCUUAUACCUAACAUAGGGAAUCGUUGAAUUUUUGAGAACGAUGUGUAUUAUUGGGGGGGCCUAGUUGGCUUAUCCUGUUUUGCUUGCUAAUUGCUGAUAUGGGUGUCGUCCAUCUUCUUCUUCUUCUUUUGUCUUUUUUUUUCUUCGUGUUUUACAUGGAUUUGGAAAAGUGUACAGAAGUCAAACCUGCUUUAUUUGGUUGGAUAUGCUUCCUUUUCUUUUUGUAUUGGAGCCGAUGGUGUCCCCUCCACCUUAUGGUAAACGCGUUAAAGCAACAAAGUUUGAAAAUGGAACGCCUUCACAGAAAACGUUCAAAAUCACCUCUCAUCUCUCAUUCCAUGCAUGCACAAUCUUACUCUAUAUAUAGACUGCUUCUUCAAUCCUUCUCCUUACACCACAAAGCCCAGCUUCAUCUCUUCAGCUCUCAUAUUCAUGAAGCUUGCAAUGGCCUCUCUGUCCUACUCCUUCAUUGUUGUUACACUCUUCAUCAUCCCUUUUUUUGGUUGUGGUGCCAAUGCACAACUCUCUCCCAACUUCUAUGCAAGAACCUGCCCAAGUCUUCCGACCAUCGUUCGCAAUGCUAUGAGUCAGGCUGUUACUAGGGAGGCUCGGAUGGGUGCCUCGAUCCUUCGCUUAUUCUUCCACGACUGCUUUGUAAAUGGUUGCGACGCUUCCAUACUAUUGGAUGACACGGCCACCUUCACCGGUGAAAAGAAUGCAUUCCCAAACCAGAACUCAGUCAGGGGAUUUGAAGUCAUUGACACCAUCAAAACCCGAGUGGAAGCUGCUUGUAAUGCUACUGUAUCUUGUGCAGAUAUUUUAGCACUCGCAACCCGGGAUGGAGUUGUCUUGCUUGGAGGAACCUCAUGGACGGUAGCCCUAGGCCGAAGAGAUGCAAGAACUGCAAGCCAAAGCGAUGCCAACAACCAACUCCCCUCCCCCUUCGCCAACCUCGCAACCCUAAUCUCGAGUUUCGCAGCGAAAGGCUUAACCGCCAGCGAUCUGACCGUGCUCUCCGGUGGCCACACAAUAGGCCAGUCUCAGUGUCUUCUAUUCAAAACCCGCAUAUACAACGAGACCAACAUUGACCCCAGCUUUGCCACCACUCGUAAGGCUACAUGUCCGGCUUCCGGCGGCGAUACAAAUCUUGCUCCCUUCGAUAUAACCCCGACUCGUUUCGAUAAUAAUUACUACAAGGCCCUUGUGGCUCGUCGUGGUCUUCUUCAUUCCGAUCAGGAGCUCUUCAACAGCGGGAGUCAGGAUGCCUUGGUUAGAACGUAUAGUAACAACGCCGCCGCGUUUUCAAGAGAUUUUGCUGCAGCCAUGGCGAAGAUGAGCGCUAUUAGUCCUCUAACUGGGACAAAUGGAGAGAUCAGGAAGAAUUGCAGAUUAGUGAACUAAUUUUAUAAGGAAUUUAGUUUUGUGCAACUGAUAAAUAUUGGGUGACAUAUAAGUUUACUUUAUAGACUGCUAAUUCAAAUUAAAAUGCAGCAAAUCUGUGUGUAAAAAUUUUCAUGCCCAUUGGAGAAGUAUUGGCUAUGAAAUUGAAGCACGGUCAAUGGUGUAUGUAUGAGGUAGUCUACUCCCAACAAACACAUUGUUGUUAAAGUCAAAUUUUGUGUCACGACUCAGCUUCACUAGUAACAUAUUAUACGUUUUGGGCAUAAGCCUUCACGGUUUUGUUCUAGGACUCAAGCUUAUGUAUGCUAUUUUGCCCAAAAGGCUUUUUGCUAUACCCAUAUAUGACACUUCAUCUUUCCCUCA
Messenger RNA from Prunus persica (peach), 1914 nucleotides. Its product is annotated as peroxidase P7. The record is from RefSeq and is a predicted model, not a curated record. Lineage: Eukaryota; Viridiplantae; Streptophyta; Magnoliopsida; Rosales; Rosaceae. Gene Ontology annotation, molecular function: peroxidase activity; heme binding. Gene Ontology annotation, biological process: hydrogen peroxide catabolic process; response to oxidative stress. The coding region runs from base 493 to 1551 and encodes 352 amino acids. The transcript is spliced from 3 exons.